UGACACAGCGAGUGACUCUCUUGAGGUCACCGAUCACCAGUCAAAUUCCAAGCUGCAGCCUUGGGAAAACGAAAGCAAUCUAGACCUCGGACUUGUCUCUUUCAAAUCCCUUAUUUUUCCGUCUUAUAAUCCUUCUCCCAGAUUCAGCCCGACAUAGGCCACCUCUGAGACCAGGCGGAUUUCGAUUGCACCCUGCUUCUCAUUCGACCACAGCUCUCAAGAGCAAUCAGGUCUCGCACACUUGUGCAUAUCUCGCCUAGCCCAGCCAGCCUAGGGAACUUGCAUCUCCAUUUCCCCUAGACUUUUAUAUUUCAGCCCGAUUCCCUUUCGGUCAAAGAUGCCUCCUCCUACUCUCGAGAAAAUCAACACCAGUCAACCGUCUUCAAGACAGCCGAGAUCAGCCAUGACCCCUACCACCGCAAAACUGUCUGAUGAAGAAAUCUCAGCCUACAGAGAUGUGUUCGCUCUAUUCGACAAAGAUGAAAGCGGAACAAUCACCGCCCAAGAACUAGGCGACAUCAUGCGCUCGCUCGGUCAAACGCCCACAGACUCGGAACUGCAAGAUAUGAUCAACGAAGUCGACAUCGACCACUCCGGUAGCAUAGACUUUGAGGAGUUUCUCAAAAUGAUGUCCACCACCGUCAAAGCACAAGACUUUGCCCAAGAAACUCGCGCCGCCUUCGACGUCUUUGACAAGGACGGCAGCGGCACCAUCUCCGCCGACGAACUGCGUCAAGUCAUGAAGUCGCUUGGCGAGAAUCUCACCGAUGCAGAGAUCGACGAAAUGAUCAAAGAGGCUGACAAGGAUAGAAACGGCACGAUAGAUUAUGAGGAAUUUGUCCAACUCCUGUCACCAAAGCCAUAACCGUCAACUUCAACGUCAAAGUCAUUGCCAUCAACUUCUCGCUCCAGUCAAGGCCUGAUUCACAACAGCGCAAACCCACUGAAUCCCCGUGAUGCUCCGUAUCGAGGGCCGAGGAGCAGACCUUUUGCGCGAACCACUGCGUGACGAAGCCAAUGCCCCAAUCAGGACCACUACUCAGUCCAGCUUCGAUACCACGAAUAUCCACGAAACAAUCUACUAUGCUUUUCCUUUCUGCAAAUUUCGG
Messenger RNA from Exophiala viscosa, 1109 nucleotides. RefSeq names its product calmodulin. The record is from RefSeq and is a predicted model, not a curated record. Lineage: Eukaryota; Fungi; Ascomycota; Eurotiomycetes; Chaetothyriales; Herpotrichiellaceae. Gene Ontology annotation, molecular function: calcium ion binding. The transcript has 8 exons. Gene Ontology annotation, cellular component: myosin II complex. The coding region runs from base 338 to 865 and encodes 175 amino acids.